Molecule: messenger RNA, 405 nt
Organism: Trypanosoma grayi
Lineage: Eukaryota; Euglenozoa; Kinetoplastea; Trypanosomatida; Trypanosomatidae
Exons: 1
Coding region: 1-405 (134 amino acids)
Source: RefSeq, a predicted model, not a curated record
AUGGCACUAUGGUACGCCCCCGGGCAGCCUUACCAUGCCAACCUGCUAGGGGGCCAUCGGGUCAUACGUACCAUGCCGACGGCGCGCCCCCUCGUGCAAAAUGGAAUUGGGGAAACUUUCUAUGAUAGGCCAUUGCGUUUCCUAGUGAAGCGCUUGCUCCCACUCAAACUCAACUUGCCAGCUGGCCGUGCCUUCAAUUCCGAGCCUUGCAGCUGGCAGGGGGUAGCCCUGGUGGGCGGGCCCGGGGUAUACAUGAGACCCCCUUUAAAGCCUCAACAAAACCCGAACAGUUUUCGCUGCCGGCAAAGGCAGCGCAGAAGAAGUCAACAGCUAUCUUCCCAGCAAAGCACAAUUUUUAGAAUGCGGGAAGAUGACCCAUUACAGCGCCAUGCGUCGCAAGCAUGA